AUUCCCGCUAUGUUAAAAUUGGGCGACGUUUUCUCACGUGCACUCAUGCCUCCUCUCUCUCCUCUGCUUUCCUAUUGCUCAAAUUCCCCCCCCGUCCACCGCCCGCCUCCGUUCAUGAGCUAAAACCCCGAAGUAGGGUUUCCAAGAAGAAACCGGCCCAGGAGGAACGGCAAAAAUGGCGACCGACGCGGACAUGAGCGGAUGGACGGAUCUCCUCCACUCCUCCACCAAGCUCCUCGAGCAAGCCGACUCCUCCGCCCAGUUCCCCCCUCUCCAGAGGAAUCUGGACCAGCUGGAGUCGCUCUCGAAGAAGCUCAAGACCAAAACCCUACGGGCCGAAACCCCCUCCCAAUCCAUCUCCGCAGUCAGGCUAUUAGCUCGUGAAGGGAUAAAUGCCGAACAGCUUGCUCGAGAUCUCAAGUCUUUCGAACUAAAGACAACGUUUGAGGAUGUAUUUCCUUCUGAAGCAACAACUGUUGAGGAAUACUUGCAGCAGGUUCAUGAAAUGGCAAUGGUCUCAUCCAUCCAAGAAGCUCAAAAGGACAACUUGAGAAGCUUCAAUGAUUAUAUGAUGCAAGUCUUGGAGGAUGACUGGCAAAAGGAAAAGAGGGACUUUUUGCAAAGUUUAAGCCGAUUAUCCACAUUACCCAGGACCAAUACCAGUCGUCUCUCCCAUACUGGUCUGUUGUCAUCCCAUGCUUCCAGCCCUCAGGUUACUGCCAGUCCAGUUAGCAUGGAGAUUGUGCCUCUGGCUAAUAAGUCUAUAAUUGAAAAGAAAGCUUCUGUUUAUGCUGAGAUUGUGAGGAAUCUUAAUGAUGCAAGAGGUCGUGGAUUGCCAUAUAGACCUGCUACAGCAUUCAGAGGAGCUUAUGAAGGUUUAGGUCUGGACAUUUCUGGUACGAAAUCAGUUACCAUGCAGAAAAUCUGGCACUUGAUUCAGGCAUUGGUUGGUGAGGAUUCUAGUAGUCAGAGUAAUUUGUCCAGAAAAAUGUCACUGGUGAAAGGGGCAAGGCGCCACCUUGAGUGGGGUCAUGAGAAAUAUAUCUUGGAUACAAUCCAAAGCCAUCCUGCACAGGCUGCUUUAGGUGGGGCUGUUGGCAAUCUGCAAAAAGUUCGAGCAUUCCUCCGGGUCCGCCUGAGGGAUCAUGGCAUGCUAGAUUUUGAUGCAGGUGAUGCACGUAGGCAGCCCCCAAUUGAUACAACUUGGCAACAGAUAUAUUAUUGUUUAAGAUCCGGGUACUAUGAUGAAGCAAGAAAUGUUGCUCAAUCAUCUCGUGCUGCACGUCAGUUUGCUCCUCAGCUUGCAGAGUGGAUCACAAGUGGAGGUCCGGUAUCGGCAGAGACUGCCACUGCUGCUUCUGAAGAAUGUGAAAAAAUGUUAAGAAUGGGUGAUCGAGCAGGUCGACCUGGUUAUGACAGGAAGAAACUGCUACUUUAUGCUAUAAUUUCUGGUUGUCGCCGUCAAAUUGACAGAUUGAUUAGAGAUCUACCAAUGCUUUUUAAUACCAUAGAGGAUUUCUUGUGGUUUAAAUUGUCAUCAGUACGGGACUGCCCUAGUGGAACCCCUUCUGUUGUAUUAAGUGAAGGCUUGGUACCAUAUAGCUUGGAUGAUCUCCAAAGUUACUUGAAUAAAUUUGAACCAUCAUACUAUACAAAGAAUGGGAAGGACCCACUGGUUUAUCCUUAUGUGCUACUUUUGAGCAUUCAAUUACUUCCAGCAGUCCUAUACUUAUCCAAGGAAGUGGGGGAAGAGGGUUAUAACAUCGAUGCUGUACAUAUUUCAAUCAUUCUAGCAGACCAUGGAGUGCUUUCUGAAGGUGUCGGAAUGAGCCAUAAGAUAGGAGUUAUGGAUGCUUGUGCUGAAGCUGCCAGCAUAAUACGUCAGCAUGGUUCGGUCUACUUACGUCAUGGUAACCUUGAACUAGCUUUGGAAUACUAUGCACAAGCGGCUGCUGCAAUGGGUGGAGGGGAGAUGUCGUGGAUUGGACGAGGAAACACUGAUCAGCAAAGACAGAGAAGUUUGAUGUUGAGGCAACUGCUCACUGAAAUACUGUUACGGGAUGGAGGUAUUUUUCUUUUGCUUGGGCCAAGAGGUGCGGGGGAGGAAGGUGUACUUAGUAAAUACAUGAUGGAUUGGAAAAGCCGAGAACAGUUUCUACUUGAAGCUGCUCAUCAUUGUCAAGAAGCUGGGCUCUAUGACAAAUCUGUAGAAAUCCACAAGAGAGUUGGAGCUUUUGCUAUGGCAUUGGAGACGAUCAAUAAAUGUCUUUCAGAUGCAAUCUGUGCCAUGUCGCUUAGUGAAGUACUUCUUUAUCAACUGUCGGAUCUCCUGUGGGCAUUUCCGACACAUGGACACAUCAGGAUAACUACCAGUCAGAUGCAUUGUUUUACCUUGGAUUGCUUAAAUUUUUUCUCUUCUUGCAGUCUUCAUGAAAAGGAACUUAUUUCUGAACAGCAAACAGUAUUAAGGCAGCUUGAAGCUAUUUUGUUUGUCCAUAAGUUAGCCAGAGCAGGCCAACAUGUGGAUGCUUUGAGAGAGAUCACUAAACUCACUUUUCUUCCGUUAAAUCCUCGUGCACCAGAUGUUACAUUUGAUGUCUUCAGGAAUUUAUCCCCUCAUGUGCAAGCAUGUGUACCAGAUCUCCUCAAAGCUGCUCUUAGUUGUCUGGACAAUGUUAGAGAUACUGAUGGAACGCUUCGUGCAUUGAGGUCUAAGAUUGCGAACUUCGUAGCGAACAACAUGACGAGAAAUUGGCCGCAUGAUUUGUAUGAAAAGGUUGCUCGAAGCAUUUGAAAAAUAUGCUGCGAUUUGAGUUGGAAAGAAUCACAGGCUCAUUAUCGAAGAAUGUUUCACUGCAUGUGUCGCAGACCAUUUUGUAGUCUGAUGUCAUUACCGUACACUAAGAAAUAAACAAGAUUUUAUCCCAUUUUGGUCAAUUUACGGUGUUUCUGUAUUGAUGUAUGCUGAAAGUUUAUGUAAUUCUACUCUUCAUACUGUUUAUUUUUC
This is a messenger RNA of Elaeis guineensis (African oil palm), 3007 nucleotides long. NCBI's taxonomy places the organism in Eukaryota, Viridiplantae, Streptophyta, Magnoliopsida, Arecales, Arecaceae. The record is from RefSeq and is a predicted model, not a curated record.